This is a messenger RNA of Siniperca chuatsi (mandarin fish), 1134 nucleotides long. RefSeq names its product sorcin (gene sri). NCBI's taxonomy places the organism in Eukaryota, Metazoa, Chordata, Actinopteri, Centrarchiformes, Sinipercidae. The coding region runs from base 242 to 778 and encodes 178 amino acids. Gene Ontology annotation, molecular function: calcium ion binding. The transcript has 8 exons. The record is from RefSeq and is a predicted model, not a curated record.
AGGACAUCUAAGAACCAUCCUGAAGGUGUGACAUUUUCAUACCUGUGGCCUCCUCUGUACCUUCUGACCCGCCUCUUCAGGCCAACUCACAACGCUUUUUAUAACCUCAACUUCUCUUUCUAACCUCAACUUCUCUCAGAGUUUGGGAAAAUCGGCUGACACGCCCUCUGAGACCAAAAGAGGAAGAGACGCGGUGCAAAUCUAGAUUUUCCAGUUUUAUCGGUUAAUAGGUUAAAAAGAAAUGGCCUUUCCGGGAUACGGUGGAGCCCCAGCUGCGGAUCCUCUCUACGGAUAUUUUUCAGCUGUAGCUGGACAGGAUGGACAUAUCACAGCAGACGAGCUGCAGAGCUGCCUCACACACUCUGGCAUCUCUGGCUCAUACAAACCCUUCAGCCUGGAGAGCUGCCGACUGAUGAUCAGCAUGCUGGAUAGGGACAUGUCCUGCACCAUGGGCUUUAACGAGUUCAAGGAACUGUGGCAGGUUCUGAGCGGCUGGAAGAAUACCUUCGCAUCCUACGACCGGGACCGCAGUGGGACGGUGGAGGGCCCUGAGCUGCAGCAUGCCCUCACCUCCAUGGGUUAUAAUCUGAGCCCUCAGGCCAUGAAAAGCAUCAUGAUGCGCUACAGCAUAAACGGCAGAAUCACCUUUGAUGAUUUCGUGAGCUGUUGUGUAAGACUCCGAGCACUGACUGAUCAAUUCCGAAGGAGAGACACAUCCCAAACUGGCAAUGCCACUUUUCAGUAUGAUGAUUUUAUCCAGGUCACCAUGAGCACAUGAAGAGGACAGGACUAAACAGAGGGGACACACCUGCCUUUUAAAAUCUUCUCAUAUUAACAGCAUGUACUUUCAUUGUGUACGUUUAGUUUUAAUCAUUGUCGUACAAACAGGUUAAAAUGUCACUGUCACGUUCCAUUUUACCAGGAACUUUUUUGAAAUAAUGCAUAAUGUAAGAAACUAAUAAGAAUAUAGUAACCUCAGGCUGUACCAAUAAUAAACCUCUGUGCUCCUGUAUACUGGUGGGCAUUAUUAUCACUCAUACAUUUAUGGCCUUUUACCUCAAGAGUAACCAUGUUAGCCCAUAAUGAGUGUGAACGUGUAUGGCAUGAAUAAACAUGUCCACCACAAACAUGAAA